AUGGUUGAUAUGACCAAGCGAGAGCGCACGGAAUCCCUCGAUCAAGACGAGGAUGCGUCCACGCCCACCUCUAGAUCAUCUGAUUCGGUUGAAAGUGCGUCAGAUCUUCAAGACCCCUUCCCAAACGGGAGCAGCCUCCGCGAGCUCGACGCGAGCGAGGCCGCGCUAUCCGUCAACUCAAUCGACCCCGACGACGACUCGGGGAUUGAGCGGGAGUUGGAGCACCUCGGCGUGGACGACGACUUGAAGGCGUCGAUACGAACGAUGACGCCGAAUACGCAGCGCGAGGUGAUUAACGACAUCGUGCGCACACGACAGGUCUCCCCGUUGAUGCUUGGGGGGAUGGGCCCGGGUGAGGGUCUUUUUGAGCGGCGGCAGCCGUCCGGCCCGGAGGACCUCCGCGCGGGCCUCGCGACCGGGAUGAUCCGCAACGCGAUUGAGGUCUACGACAUGCUCGGCCCCAUUUUGACCCGUUUUGACGGGGCAAACGCGGGGGAGGGCCCCGAGGCGCCGCCGGAGGCCCCUGAUUUGGUCUGGGAUAGCCGCCAGAUGUCGAUGCUGCUGUCCCGGAUGCCGAUCUUCCAGGAGGUCCAGCAGCUGCUGACAAUGCAGCACAUGGGCCUCGAGCGGGAUAUCGACGACAUGAGUUACGAGGAGCUGCUCGCUCUUGAGGAGCGCAUCGGGAACGUCAGCAAAGGUGUGCGCUCAGAGAAGGAGAUGAGCGCGUGCAUGCGGCACCUGCCGAGGCCCCCUACCGAAGGGAGCUGCGCGAUCUGCUUAGAUGCGUUUAAGGAGGAGGAAGGGGAGUCAGAGGACCCGGCACCUUUGCACGGGAACCCCAGGCAAAGUGAUAGUGCAUUGAAGACAAAUGACGAUGGUGGCGGUGCCACACCGGUAGGGCCGCGGCAGUGCAUUCGCAUAAAAAACUGUGGGCACAUAUUUCAUCUAAAUUGCAUUAAGCAGUGGCUCCGUGUAGAAAAGCGAUGUCCAGUGUGCAAUCAAGAGGUUAUUCUCACCUCACCCGUGUCCUGA
Messenger RNA from Phytomonas sp. Hart1, 1032 nucleotides. The record is from the annotation of a GenBank genome assembly. Lineage: Eukaryota; Euglenozoa; Kinetoplastea; Trypanosomatida; Trypanosomatidae.